This is a messenger RNA of Hemiscyllium ocellatum (epaulette shark), 7017 nucleotides long. RefSeq lists its product as uncharacterized. The record is from RefSeq and is a predicted model, not a curated record. Gene Ontology annotation, cellular component: membrane. Bases 34 to 6345 code for a protein of 2103 amino acids. The transcript has 24 exons. NCBI's taxonomy places the organism in Eukaryota, Metazoa, Chordata, Chondrichthyes, Orectolobiformes, Hemiscylliidae.
AGAGUGCGUGGUCCCCUCGGGGCGAAGGUUACCAUGAGCGGGGCCCAGCUCCUCCUCCUCCUCCUCCUCCAGGUGAUGGUGUUCCAGAGUUCACAGCAGGCAAUUGACUCUCAAGUGAGGCUGAGUGACGGCCCGACCCCGUGCUCUGGGAGAGUGGAGGUUUACCACUCGGGAGAGUGGGGCACCGUGUGUGAUGACAGCUGGGGCAUUAAAGAUGCCAGGGUGGUGUGUCGCCAACUCGGGUGUGGCCCUGCCAUCUCGGCGCUCAGGGGUGGGUCUUACCCAGUUGGCACUGGAAAGAUCUGGAUGGACGAAGUCCAAUGUCAGGGUACAGAGCUCCAACUGUCCACCUGCUCAUUUCAAGGUUGGAAUAAACACAACUGCAACCACAACGAAGACGCUGGAGUGACCUGUCAACAAGGAGUGAGGCUGAGUGACGGCCCGACCCCGUGCUCUGGGAGAGUGGAGGUUUACCACUCGGGAGAGUGGGGCACCGUGUGUGAUGACAGCUGGGGCAUUAAAGAUGCCAGGGUGGUGUGUCGCCAACUCGGGUGUGGCCCUGCCAUCUCGGCGCUCAGGGGUGGGUCUUACCCAGUUGGCACUGGAAAGAUCUGGAUGGAUGAAGUCUGGUGUCGGGGUACGGAGCUCCAACUGUCCACCUGCUCAUUUCAAGGUUGGAAUAAACACAACUGCAACCACAACGAAGACGCUGGAGUGACCUGUCAACAAGGAGAGCCACCAGCCCGGCCAGAGAUUACAGCCGCUCCCUCAUACCCGGCGUAUCUGGUGGGAGAAAAUGUCACCCUGACGUGUGUAAUCCCAAACCGUUACACUCCCGCUCACAUCCAGUUUCUGAAAGACUCUGCCCUCGUCACCAACAGCACUGGGAACCAGUGGCGAUUCACCCACAAUGUCCUCCAUCUCACCUCCGUCGAAGUGGGGAACUACACUUGUUCCUACCAGACCCUGAAGUUUGGACGAUCGCUCUCAUCAGCCCCCAGUCUCCCAGUGAAAAUCGCCCUCACUCAGCCCCGUGUCAGGCUGGUGAAUGGCAGCGACUCGUGUUCGGGGAGAGUGGAGGUGCAGUACAACGGAGAGUGGGGGACAGUGUGCGACCGUUCCUGGGACAUCUCGGAAGCCAGUGUGGUGUGCCGCCAGCUGGGGUGUGGGUCAGCCGUGGCUGCACUUCCCGGGGCUGGGUUCGGACAUGGGUCAGGAAUGGUCUGGAUGGACGAGGUGUCCUGCGGAGGGACAGAGCCGAGCCUCUGGGCGUGUCCAUUCAGUGGAUGGGGCCGGGGCAAUUGUGGGCACCAGGAAGAUGCCAGUGUGGUCUGUAACCCCAGCUCCCUGCUCCGACCCUUCAUCACAAUCACACCGGACAGCCCCCUCCACGUGUCUGGGAUCCCCCUGGCAAUCCAGUGCCUGGCUCCGACAGGGUACCUUGGGGGCCGCUUCCGCAUCCUGAGGGGUACGUCUGUGGCCAAGGAACACCGGCUGGACCCUGGGAGAAACGGAGCUGUUUUCCUGUACCGUAACGUGAGCACCAGCAUCGGGGGGAGCUACAGCUGCCUGUACCAGAGGCUGGUCGCUGGCUUCUGGGUCACCUUCCGGGCCAGCCCCUCCAUUUCCAUCCGGGUCAUAGAACAAUCGGCCCGGCCGGAGAUUACAGCCGCUCCCUCAUACCAGGCGUAUCUGGUGGGAGAAAACGUCACCCUGACGUGUGUAAUCCCAAACCGUUACACACCCGCUCACAUCCAGUUUCUGAAAGACUCUGCCCUCAUCACCAACAGCACUGGGAACCAGCGGCGUUUCACCCACAAUGUUCUCCACCUCACCUCCAUCGACGUGGGGAACUACACGUGUUCCUACCAGACCCUGAAGUUUGGACGGUUGCUCUCGUCAGCCCCCAGUCUCCCAGUGAAAAUCGCCCUCACUCAGCCCCGUGUCAGGCUGGUGAAUGGCAGCGACUGGUGUUCGGGGAGAGUGGAGGUGCAGUACAACGGAGAGUGGGGGACAGUGUGCGACCGUUCCUGGGACAUCUCGGAAGCCAGGGUGGUGUGCCGCCAGCUGGGGUGUGGGUCAGCCGUGGCUGCACUUCCCGGGGCUGGGUUCGGACAUGGGUCAGGAACGGUCUGGAUGGACGAAGUGUCCUGCGGAGGGACAGAGCCGAGCCUCUGGGCGUGUCCAUUCAGUGGAUGGGGCCGGGGCAAUUGUGGGCACCAGGAAGAUGCCAGUGUGGUCUGUAACCCCAGCUCCCUGCUCCGACCUUUCAUCACAAUCACACCGAACAGCCCCCUCCACGUGUCUGGGAUCCCCCUGGCAAUCCAGUGCCUGGCUCCAACGGGGUACCUUGGGGGCCGCUUCCGCAUCCUGAGGGGUACGUCUGUGGCCAAGGAGCACCGGCUGGACUCCGGGAGAAACGGAGCUGUUUUCCUGUUCCGUAACGUGAGCACCAGCAACAGGGGGAGCUACAGCUGCCUGUACCAGAGGCUGGUCGCUGGCUUCUGGGUCACCUUCCGGGCCAGCCCCUCCAUUCCCAUCCGGGUCAUAGAGCCACCGGUCCGGCCAGAGAUUACGGCCGCUCCCUCAUACCCGGCGUAUCUGGUGGGAGAAAACAUCACCCUGACGUGUGUAAUCCCAAACCGUUACACACCCGCUCACAUCCAGUUUCUGAAAGACUCUGCCCUCGUCACUAACAGCACUGGGAACCAACGGCGAUUCACCCACAAUGUCCUCCACCUCACCUCCGUUGACGUGGGGAACUACACAUGUUCCUACCAGACCCUGGAGUAUGGACAAUUGUUCUCAUCAGCCCCCAGUCUCCCAGUGAAAAUCGCCCUCACUCAGCCCCGUGUCAGGCUGGUGAAUGGCAGCGACUCGUGUUCGGGGAGAGUGGAGGUGCAGUACAAUGGAGAGUGGGGGACAGUGUGCGACCGUUCCUGGAACAUCUCGGAAGCCAGUGUGGUGUGUCGCCAGCUGGGGUGUGGGUCAGCCGUGGCUGCACUUCCCGGGGCUGGGUUCGGACAUGGGUCAGGAAUGGUCUGGAUGGACGAGGUGUCCUGCGGAGGGACAGAGCCGAGCCUCUGGGCGUGUCCAUUCAGUGGAUGGGGCCGGGGCAAUUGUGGGCACCAGGAAGAUGCCAGUGUGGUCUGUAACCCCAGCUCCCUGCUCCGACCCUUCAUCACAAUCACACCGAACAGCCCCCUCCACACGUCUGGGAUCCCCCUGGCAAUCCAGUGCCUGGCUCCGAAGGGAUACCGUGGGGGCCGCUUCCGCAUCCUGAGGGGUACGUCUGUGGCCAAGGAGCACCGGCUGGACUCCGGUAGAAACGGAGCUGUUUUCCUGUACCGUAACGUGAGCACCAGCAACAGGGGGAGCUACAGCUGCCUGUACCAGAGGCUGGUCGCUGGCUUCUGGGUCACCUUCCGGGCCAGCCCCUCCAUUCCCAUCCGGGUUGUAGAUACACCGGCCCGGCCGGAGAUUACAGCCGCUCCCUCGCACCCGGCCUAUCUGGUGGGAGAAAAUGUCACCCUGACGUGUGUAAUCCCAAACCGUUACACACCCGCUCACAUCCAGUUUCUGAAAGACUCUGCCCUCGUCACCAACAGCACUGGGAACCAACGGCGAUUCACCCACAAUGUCCUCCACCUCACCUCCGUCGAUGUGGGGAACUACACGUGUUCUUACCAGACCCUGGAGUAUGGACAGUUGUUCUCAUCAGCCCCCAGCCUCCCAGUGAAAAUCGCCCUCACUCAGCCCCGUGUCAGGCUGGUGAAUGGCAGCGACUCGUGUUCGGGGAGAGUGGAGGUGCAGUACAACGGAGAGUGGGGGACAGUGUGCGACCGUUCCUGGAACAUCUCGGAAGCCAGGGUGGUGUGCCGCCAGCUGGGGUGUGGGUCAGCUGUGGCUGCACUUCCCGGGGCUGGGUUCGGACAUGGGUCAGGAACGGUCUGGAUGGACGAGGUGUCCUGCGGAGGGACAGAGCCGAGCCUCUGGUCGUGUCCAUUCAGUGGAUGGGGCCGGGGCAACUGUGGGCACCAGGAAGAUGCCAGUGUGGUCUGUAACCCCAGCUUCCUGCUCCGACCCUUCAUCACAAUCACACCGGACAGCCCCCUCCACGUGUCUGGGAUCCCCCUGGCAAUCCAGUGCCUGGCUCCGAAGGGGUACCGUGGGGGCCGCUUCCGUAUCCUGAGGGGUACGUCUGUGGCCAAGGAGCACCAGCUGGACCCCGGGAGAAACGGAGCUAUUUUCCUGUACCGUAACGUGAGCACCAGCAUCGGGGGGAGCUACAGCUGCCUGUACCAGAGGCUGGUCGCUGGCUUCUGGGUCACCUUCCGGGCCAGCCCCUCCAUUCCCAUCCGGGUCGUAGAUCCUCCAACAGAGCCCAGCAUCUCUCUGAGCCCUGCGUUCCCUGUCUAUCUGGUGGGAGAGAUGGUCACCAUUGAGUGCGCUCUUCCUAACGGCAAGUCCCCGGCUCGAUUCCGGCUACAAAAGGACUCAAUCUCCAUCGUGGAUGACACCACCAGUCGACAGUCCCUCAGACACACGAUUCAGAACCUGACCAGCAGCAGCCAAGGACUCUACACGUGUUCCUACAAGACCAUGGUGUCUGGUCUCUGGGUCACUUCAUCUCCAAGUCAGUCUGUCCCCAUCGUUCUGACAGAUCCUCCAACAGAGCCCAGCAUCUCUCUGAGUCCCGUGUUCCCUGUCUAUCUGGAGGGAGAGACAGUCACCAUUGAGUGCGUUCUUCCCAACGGCAUCUCCCCUGCUCGAGUCUGUUUGCGAAAGGACAUGAUCUCCAUCGUAGAGGACACCACCAGCCAACGGUCCCUCAGACAUACAAUUCAGAACCUGACCAACAGCAGCCAAGGACUCUACACGUGUUCCUACAAGACCAUGGUGUCUGGUCGCUGGGUCACUUCAUCUCCCAGUCAGUCUGUCCCCAUCGUUCUGACAAAUCCACCAACAGAGCCCAGCAUCUCUCUGAGCCCUGUGUUCCCUGUCUAUCUGGAGGGAGAGACAGUCACCAUUGAGUGCGUUCUUCCCAAAGGAAUUGCCCCGGCUCGAUUCCGGUUGCGAAAGGGCUCGACCUCCAUCGUGGAGGACAACACCAGCCAACAGUCCCUUAGACACACCAUUCAGAACCUGAUCAGCAGCAGCCAGGGACUCUACAUGUGUUCCUACAAGACCAUGGUGUCUGGUCGCUGGGUCACUUCAUCUCCCAGUCGGUCUGUCCCCAUCGUUCUGACAGAUCCACCAACAGAGCCCAGCAUCUCUCUGAGUCCCGUGUUCCCUGUCUAUCUGGAGGGAGAGACAGUCACCAUUGAGUGCGUUCUUCCCAACGGCAUCUCCCCGGCUCAAGUCUGUUUGCGAAAGGACUCGAUCUCCAUUGUGGAGGACACCACCAGCCAACAGUCCCUCAGACACACCAUUCAGAGCCUGACUAACAGCUGCCAGGGGCUCUACACGUGUUCCUACAAGACCAUGGUGUCUGGUCGCUGGGUCACUUCAUCUUCCAGUCGGUCCGUCUCCAUCGUUCUGACAGGGUUAACUCUGUCCGUGACUGUCUCCCUGGACCAUCAGACCGGCCUGUACCUGACAGGGAGUGCAGCGACCGUGAGCUGCUCCAAUCCCAGUCAGUCCAAGCUCCAAUCGGUCAUGUUUUACAAAGACGGAGAGCUCUUACAUUCACUGGAGGCGCGCCCUGAUCAACAUGAGGCAUCCAUCUCCAUCGGAAAUCUCACCCGCGCAAACGGAGGGAGUUACACUUGCCAGUGUGAAAUGACCGUGUCUGGGAGACACCUAACAUCCAGUCUUAGUAACGCUGUGUCAAUAACCGUACAGGAGGCGGUGAAGCCGGUGAUAACUGGAGUGUCGGCGGUGGAUGAGCUUGGAGGGAACCUCUCGAUAACCUGCCUCAGCGAGGGGAGUCAGCCCAGUGAAGAGUUCUUUCUGCAGAGGGAUGGCGCCACUUCCUUGCCUCACUACUGGACGGUAUGGAAGGCAGAUGGUUCUGUUACCUUCAUCAUCACCGAUGUGAGCCAGGAUGAUGCAGGGAACUAUUCCUGUGGCUACAACCUGACGGUCAACGGGACAGUGUUGGCAUCCGUCUUCAGCGAAAGCAUGCAAGUGACCGUCAGCGAAUACAGGAAGCCAUCAGGGAGGCAUGCGGUCCCACGAUAUUACUAUGUCAUCGCUGUGGUAGCCUUGUUGGUAGCAGUUCUCACAAUUGUUCUUGUAAUCCGAGCUCGAAACAAGUCGAAGCAAGGUCAUUUCAGAUUGGAGGGACAUGCUGAAGAGUUUGAUAUUAUCAAUCCAGUCUACAGCACAGACAUUGGGUCUUAAGCGCUGGAAGAUCUCAGCUUGCGACAGCUUACCCUGCUUCUCCUGUCUGUUGGUCACUUGCCUGAGGAUGCAACCAUGAGAUUCAAUCCCACCUCUGCUGAGGUGGCUAUGUGAAUGCAGGACACCUGACUGAGCACUGCCUCCAGACGGGCGUGAGGUGGCAGCCCUUUCUCUGGUUGGUCUCCACCAGGGGGCGCAAUGCCCUCAACGGAGUGCCAAGGUUUGAAGGUUGAGGCAAAACUUGGGAGUUAACUAUUGGACAUCGGCAGCUGGUGUAUCCUCCGCUGAAACAACCCUCCCUCAGCGAUCAGAGCUAUGAGCGCUCGCCUCCCAUUCAUUAUGCAUGCCGUUUCCUCAUCAGUUUAAUCUUUCUCGUGAAUUUCUCAGUCAAGGGCAAGACAAUGAGCUGCUUGAAAUGUCGAUGUCAUUAAUCUAGAACCCAGCUCUUUAUCUCCCAGAGUCAGAGAUGUAAGCACUGAAACAGACCCUUUGGUCCAACUCAUCCAUGCUGACCAGAUAUCCUAAUUUAACCUGGUCUCAUUUAGAGUCAUAAAGAAAGAUAUACAGCACGGACAGUAUGGACUUACAGAUAUCCUAAAUUAAUCGAGAACAAUUUCCCAACAUUUGGCCCAUAUCCCUCUAAUUCUGGAUCAGUGGUGCUGGAAGAGCACA